Molecule: messenger RNA, 1518 nt
Organism: Cladocopium goreaui
Lineage: Eukaryota; Dinophyceae; Suessiales; Symbiodiniaceae
Source: the annotation of a GenBank genome assembly
AUGGCAAUGGAGCUGCGUUUGGUGAUGUUGUGUGCGCUGGCCUUGGUGAACGGUGCAGCCAGUGCUGUGACCUUUGAACAUGGGGUGACAGGCCUAGUCGUAUGGACCAUGUCUGCGGAACCUGUGGCUGAACAGCACUUGGAUGAGAUCUCAGCUGAGAAAGGAGAAGCUAGCAAAUGUGCCAUGUGGUGUGAAACGACUGGUUGUGACAUGUACCGUUUGGAUGCGCAUCAACAAGUACGUGAUUGCGGUGUUUUAGGUAGCGCUGCAGUCCUGAGAAAAGGAACCAGUCUAGCACUUGACGUGAGUGUCAAGGCCUUGGAGUUUGAGCCCAAUGGAGUCUUAGAAAGUGCAUGCAUGGCGCAACAGAACAUGUAUGCAAUGGUGAUGGAUCAGGUGGAUCAGACGAACCCCAGGUGGACUUGUCACAAUUCCCUGUACUUCGAUGACAUCCUGGACAUCAGCAUCGACUUGGACAUCCACUACGACAUGACCUACUUCCUGGACAUUGACUUCAUCGAGGCCUACGACCAGAACUUCGACUAUGUUGUGAACUACAACCAGGACUAUGUGGACAUCCUCGAGCGCAUCGCGGAGGAGAAGUGCGGCUUCUUUGUCAACGUCUUUGACUAUGACCUUGAGCCUAUUGAGCAGUGCUUGGAGAAGUAUGCCACCAACAUCCUAUUAUGGCUGGUGGCCUUCACCCUGGACGUUCUGGACUAUGUGGUCAGGGCAUUUCUUGGUCUACUUUGUGGCCAAUCAGGAGCACUACUGGCAGUUCUGGCGAUGGUGGUGUCUGGAUUUGGCAUCCCUAUGACGAUAGCAUUGCUGCGUUGGUGUGUUUCGCCUACAAGGACCUAUGUCUGCUCAGGACUACGAAUGGUUUUCUGGAUGGCAGCAGUGCUUUGGCGUGUCACUGAAGGAGUUCAUGCAGAAGGACAGAAGGAGGAUCCGUUUGGCUAUAUAGAAGAGUGCUUGAUUGAGAUGGGAGGCCUAGAGUGCGAAGUUUUGACUAUGUUGGGAAUCACAGAGCAUGGUGUAGAAAGUAUUGGUGUUUUGUUAGAAGGAGAAGGUGAAGGUGAACAACCGUUUUGCCCUAUUUCCCAGAGGAACAGAUGGAUGUCGAAUCACCUCCUGGACUUCAACAAGAACCUGUUGGUGGACCUGAUGGAGUACCACCCAAGUAUGAAACUCAGGAAGAAACCCAGUUGGAAUGAGUUCGAAUCUACGAUGAUUUUGAGGUUACAGCCGAGUCAAAGAUCAAGGAUCUUCGGACAGCUUGCGCAUGGCUUGGUAUCUCUCAGUCUGGUGGAAAGCAGAGGCUUUUUGGGAGGAUUAGAGAAGCCCAUGUCAAAGGCCUACGCCGAGCUGCAGUGGAGAUUGCCAACAGAGAAUAUCUACAAGCUGCACAUCAAGCAGAACCAGCCCAUGUUGCAAGCCGACAGCCGAGCAGCAGGGAGAGGAUGUUGCACGAACUUACUCAUCUACCAUACCGUGAUUGGUGUCCGCAUUGCGUAG